This is a messenger RNA of Exophiala bonariae, 1428 nucleotides long. RefSeq lists its product as uncharacterized. The record is from RefSeq and is a predicted model, not a curated record. Gene Ontology annotation, biological process: DNA-templated transcription. The transcript is spliced from 4 exons. Gene Ontology annotation, molecular function: zinc ion binding; DNA binding. NCBI's taxonomy places the organism in Eukaryota, Fungi, Ascomycota, Eurotiomycetes, Chaetothyriales, Herpotrichiellaceae. Bases 1 to 1428 code for a protein of 475 amino acids.
AUGGAUAUUCUAGGUUUGCCUGCAAAUUUUACCCGACAACUUCGCCACGUGGAGAGAGCCUCAUCCUCGCCGAGACUCUCCUCCGCCCGUUUGUACAUGGUGACACAUCAGCAAGCCCUAAGUGCUCUCGCAGCAUUCUCUGCUCAUGUACACAUCUGGUAUCCUAUCUUCCGCCCAGGCUUCUCGGAGCAGUAUUUCCGGGUUAUAUCAGGUCCCUUGAUUCCAUCUCCCGAAUCUUGUCUUACACUACUAGUAACAGCGAUUGGAUUGGUGGUGCACAGCAGCAUUAAUAAUGCUGGUGAAGCGCAAUCUGAGCACACGAGUGAUCCUUACUUCGAGGCAGCCAUAGCGUCCUUGCCCCUGGUACUCACAGACGAUAGCAUAGCUAGCGCUCAAUGCUUGAUUCUGCUGAGUAUCUACUACUGCUGUCUCUGCAGGCCAUGUCAUGCACUUGACUACUGCCUUAUUGCAUCGAUCAAGGUGCAGAAUUGUUUGCAGAAUGCUGCAAAUGAAGACCACGAGACAAAUGAACGACUAAUAAGAGCAUAUUGGGUGGUACUACUCUUGGAAAGCGAAUUACGAGUACAAUUCAGUGCCCCAGAAAGUGGACUCUGGAGAUUGGAUGAUGAGAUAUCGCUGCCCGACAGCCGCACCACUUGGCACUUUGAUAUCGACACAGGCUCCCCUGGGGCAACAGCGACACCUUCCAGCAUGGUCUCCACGACGAGUGCGUCGACGGAUAAAGUGCAAUCGUAUUUCUUAGCCGAGAUAGCAAUGAGACGCAUGUUGCAUCGUUGCAACACCGCCAUUCGCCGUACAUCCGAUGGAAAGAUUUCUUACGCCCCAGGCAUUGCAGUCGAACUCGAGCUUCAGCUCGAUGAAUGGCACAAGUACCUCCCCGACCUGGUCCGUUUCGAAAUUGAAAAAGAUGUCGCCCAAUCGGGCUCGGAUACUCAGUUGGACGGCAUGGAUUCUUCUGAUUCCUGUCCACUGAGCAAUUUCUUACGCGUUCAAUAUCAUUGCUGCAAAAUCUCUAUUUACUGGCCUGCGAUCUAUCAAGUUAUCAACGAAGGAUCACACGAUAACCAACUAUCAGAUCACUGCCAAAGAUUCUGGAAUUCUUAUAUUCAGCUUGUACCAAGCAUCAUGGCUGCUUUUCAAGAGUGCAUCGUCAACAGGUGGACUUUAUAUGCGAGCAUUUUCAUGACCACCAUGGCUGCCUUGAAAGGUUCGCUGUCAUCUUGUUUGCAAGAUACUGUAGACAUGACACAGCUGGGACAGUCUUUUGCCAUGACGAGAACAGCUGAGCGGCGAAUGAUCGAAAUAAGUCCAUCUCUGACACUUCUUGCCGACACCUUAGCACAGAAGCUUGCCAUAGAGUCCAACUCGCCUUCAGUUGUGAUCACUUCAGAUGUCGCGGAGCACUGA